CCGUUCUUCUUCGACAAGGCAACUUGGAGUUGCUUCGUUCUCACCUUGACGCCUCAUAGCAAGGAUUUUCCGUAACACAGCAGGAGGACUCGGUUAUCCCAAUGUGCGUCGCUCAUGCCGGUUUCAGUCAUGCGGGCGACGGUUCACCGCCUUUCUUGGAUGUCAUAUCACCCUACCUACCCGAGUCGGUCCUCUCCCUUCUGCUUGACAAGCAUUCUAUAGCUUUUGCCAUGGCACUCUUGGCGUCUACCGGAACGUUUAUUGGAGGACUCGUUGUUAUCUUUCUAGCUCGAAUAAGUGGAGCGGACCUUUCAGCCCCUUCCACGGCGCGUCUAAUGGGAAUCCUAGAGGCGCUAAGCGCCGGUGUCAUGAUGUAUAUAACAUGUUUCGAUUUGAUACCUGAAGCAAUUGAGAAUAUCGGAUCUAGGGAAUGUAUGGCGUGGUUCUUUGGGGGAGUGGUGGCCUUUGGAGUACUGGAAGAGUGUAUUAGCUUUUUUGAUCAGGAUCAUGAUCAUGAUCAUGAUGGGCACUGUGCGUCGACAAAGGAGAAUGGUAAACCGAGUAAGGGCGCGGAAGUAUCGAAAGGAAGAGCCAUUUCGAAAAAGAGACCUUCAGACGGUUCAUCAUCAACUUCGACGACAAGUGAAAAGGAAAAGCGAGAGCUUGUGCGUACAUCUCUUAUCACAUUCCUAGCACUCUCGCUGCAUAACCUACCGGAGGGCCUGGGUGUGUAUCUCUCAGCUCUGACAGAUCUGCGGCUAGGUUCUCAACUAGCGAUGGCCAUCCUACUGCAUAAUAUACCAGAGGGGAUGGCGGUUGCAAUUCCUUUGUAUGCCGCGACCGGGAAAGCGUGGAGCGCAUUGUGGUGGACGCUGUUGAACGGUCUGGCAGAACCCAUUGGAGUAGUGGUGGGAGGCGUGCUUCUCCACUCGUAUUUGUCGGCUGAGCUCUUGAGCCGUUGUCUUGCCGCAGUGGGAGGCAUCAUGGCAUGCAUAUCGAUCCAUGAACUUCAGCCUACCGCGAUCAAAUAUGCGGGGAAAGGCAUCGCUACGGUGUCAUUUUUCGCCGGCAUGUUUGUCUGCUUUGCAGCGCUGGAAGCUGUAAACGAAUGGUUUGGCGGACAUGAUCAUACCCCGCAAAUUGGAGGCAAUGGUCAUUCACAUUAAUAUUUAGUCUUUAAUAGAAUGUCAUCUAGGACGCCUACUAUCCUUUAAAUAUACUCCGCGCAUUAUACAGUCUCGAGUUCAAGUGUGACUCUUGGCAGAAGGAUUCCGACCUUUUCUCUCAACCAGUCCACUUGCAUACCGGGUACUGGUACCCAC
Spizellomyces punctatus DAOM BR117 is the source of this 1322-nucleotide messenger RNA. RefSeq lists its product as uncharacterized. The record is from RefSeq and is a predicted model, not a curated record. Lineage: Eukaryota; Fungi; Chytridiomycota; Chytridiomycetes; Spizellomycetales; Spizellomycetaceae. Gene Ontology annotation, molecular function: zinc ion transmembrane transporter activity. The coding region runs from base 102 to 1166 and encodes 354 amino acids. The transcript has a single exon. Gene Ontology annotation, cellular component: membrane. Gene Ontology annotation, biological process: zinc ion transmembrane transport.